AUGGAUGCUGCUAAACCAGUCUCUACACCUCUUCCAAAAAAUGCCAAUAUCUGUACACACGGAAGUGUGAAAUUUGAGGACCCUAAUCUGUAUCAUAGUGUCUGUGGAGCUUUACAAUAUCUUCAUCUCACCAGACCAGACAUUGCGGUAGUAGUCAACAAAGUCUGUCAGUAUAUGCAUAAUCCUUUUGUUGAGCAUUGGGAUCUAGUUAAGAGAAUCCUACGAUAUCUCAAACAUACAGUGCAUUACGGUUUAGUUUUCCGUCCUUCAGCGGAUACAACACUUCAUGCCUACUCAGACUCUGAUUGGGCUGGUAGUUUAGAUGAUAGAAGAUCAACAAGUGGCUACGGUAAUUACUUUGGCAGUAAUCGUAUUUCGUGGAGUGCACGCAAGCAAAAAACAGUCUCUAAAUCCAGCACUGAGGUUGAAUACAAAGGCAUAGCCAUAGCUACAUCAGAAUUGAUAUGGCUUCAGUCACUAUUGCAUGCAUUGCAGUACAAGUUCCAACAUUAUGGUGUGACAAUCUGGGUGCGACUUAUCUGA
Messenger RNA from Papaver somniferum (opium poppy), 543 nucleotides. RefSeq lists its product as uncharacterized. The transcript has a single exon. The record is from RefSeq and is a predicted model, not a curated record. Bases 1 to 543 code for a protein of 180 amino acids. NCBI's taxonomy places the organism in Eukaryota, Viridiplantae, Streptophyta, Magnoliopsida, Ranunculales, Papaveraceae.